AUGCUAGAGCAACACGAUCUUGACGCCAUAAAACGAGCAGAGGGCAAUCAACAGGAUAUCGAUGUAGCCUCUCCAAAAAUGACCAAAAUUUCACCAAUUCUGACGUGCUUCGCUGCAACCGCGAUGCUAUUUAAUGUUAUUAGCGUCGAAGCGAAUCCUGCUAUUGCCACAGGUUACGACCCCUUGGAUAUUUGCAUAGAAAAUUGUGCCCAGUGCAAGAAAAUGCUCGGCGCUUGGUUCGAAGGACAUUUGUGCGCAGAAUCGUGUCUCGAAUUGAAAGGAAAACACAUCCCCGAAUGCGAAGACUUCGCUUCCAUCGCGCCGUUUCUCAAUAAAUUAUGA
Messenger RNA from Leptosia nina, 342 nucleotides. The record is from the annotation of a GenBank genome assembly. NCBI's taxonomy places the organism in Eukaryota, Metazoa, Arthropoda, Insecta, Lepidoptera, Pieridae.